Molecule: messenger RNA, 6349 nt
Organism: Branchiostoma belcheri (Belcher's lancelet)
Lineage: Eukaryota; Metazoa; Chordata; Leptocardii; Amphioxiformes; Branchiostomatidae
Product: E3 ubiquitin-protein ligase UBR4-like
Exons: 45
Coding region: 5-5362 (1785 amino acids)
Source: RefSeq, a predicted model, not a curated record
AGGUAUGGAUGAUCCUGUGAAUGAAGGACAGCAGAUGUGCCAGUCUAUUGUACAGCAGCUGCUGGCCAUAGCAGACAGUGCUUUAUGGGAGCGCUUCAUCCACUGCUUCCUGCUUCACUCCAACUCCACAUCAGUGCGUUGGCAGGCACACUUGUUGUUAUUGAGCAUCUUCAGUUAUGGCAAUACAGAAGGUCAGAACCUGCUGCUGGACCUGAUGUGGGGUGUCUGGCCACAUCUCCCCUCCUACGGCAGGAAGGCAGCUCAGUUUGUGGACCUGCUGGGCUACUUCUCCCUCAAGUGUUCAGUGUUCAAAGAAAAGGCCAGCAGCUACCUGACAAGAGCCUUCUCCCUCCUCAAACAACAGAACAGGGUGUUAGCAGACCACUGCAAUGCAAACAUAUACAAUCUGCUGUCAGGUUUGGUGGAGUUUGAUGGUUUCUACCUGGAGACUGAUCCAUGUGCUGUGUGUAACAACCCAGAGAUGCCGUUUGUGAGUGUGAAACUCUCUGCUGUGAAGGUGGACUCCCGCUUCACCACCACUACCCAGAUCAUCAAGCUGCUCUCACCUCACAUCAUCUCCAAGAUCGCUGUCAGACUAACAGACCUGAAGAGGACUAAAAUGGUGCGAACAGUCCACAUUUACUACAACAACCGAACUGUGCCAAGUAUUGUGGAACUCAAAAACAGACAAUGUAUGUGGCACAGGGCAAAGAAGGUUGUCCUGUCACCUGGCCAGACAGAGGUCAAGGUGGACUUUUUGCUGCCCAUCACUGCCUCCAACCUGAUGAUAGAGUAUGCAGACUUCUAUGACAACCUGCAGGCCUCGGCUGAGACACUCCAGUGUCCCCGCUGCAGCGCCUCUGUACCAGCCAACCCCGGGGUCUGCAGCAACUGUGGGGAAAAUGUGUUCCAGUGUCACAAAUGCCGGUCUAUCAACUAUGAUGAGAAGGAUCCCUUCCUGUGCAACAACUGUGGCUUCUGCAAAUAUGCCAAGUUUGACUUCACAUUGACGGCCAAGACCUGCACUUCUGUAGAUUCUGUGGACAACGAAGAAGAUCGCAAGAAGGCUAUCAGUACUAUCAACAGUCUGCUGGACAAGGCCGAUCGUAUCUACCACCAGCUGAAGGCCCACAGACUUGCCAUCGAGGGUCUGCUGGCCAAGACUUACGGACAUCCAGGAGACACUGCCAUGGAGGAGCCCAGUUCAGGAGGCAGCAGCUCCAGUUCUGUUAGUAAGAUCAUCCAGCAGCUGGCUCACAGGUACUGCACCGACUGUAAGACUGCCUUCGAUGAACUCAGCAAGAUCAUCCAGAAAGUCAUGGCUCUGAGAGAAAAGCUGCUGGGCUAUGAUGAGUUCCAGGCAGAGGGCAGCCAUCUGAGUCAGAUGACUUCAUGUUUCCCCUCCCGACCAAUAUCACCACACCCAUGGACCAGGGAAAUUCAGAAAAGCCGUUGCUACGGCUGUUCUUCAGCUGCAGUCCAGCUGUGUGUGACUCUGCUGCGUGCUCUGGCCACAGAGACUUUCAACAGUGGAGUCCUGGUCAGCCAGGGUCUUGUGCAAGAAGUGAUGUCCUUCAACUUAAAACGUGGGACUCCAGCUGUCAGGAAGGAGGUACGCCAUCUGCUGUGUCUGCUGACAAGGGACAACACCGUGGCCACACAAGAACUGAAUCACAUUUUACAGAGGCGGAUAGGAUCAGCACUGAAAGCGCACAGAACCAAGACAGAGCUGGGCAGUGCUGUGUGUCAUGAACUACUGCUACUUGCUGAUGCAGUUGAGCUUGAAGGAGACUGUUGGGAGGAGCAUCUCAGAUGCACUGUCCAGUUGCUGAUGCUGGCAAUGCAGAGUUCCAAUCCCACAGUUGUAGGCAGCAUUACCUUACCCUGCUUACAGAUCUUACAAUGCCUCAGCAAGCCUCCACAACCUACUUCCAAUAAGAACAAGGAUAAACCAGUAUCAGAACUGGGGAGUCGGCAGUCUCAAGGAGCACAGGUGUAUGUUCAUGCCAAGAGUUGGCUGGAGGGAGAACAGUCUGCUGGCUACAGGUCAUGGAAGGAGAGAGUUCCACAGAGAGAGAAAGCAGAGGUUGAUGCUCGUACCAAGUACCUGAUGGAGAAGUACGGGUGGCGCUGGCAUGAGCAGGUGUUUGGUCCUCCGGUGAAGUUGACUCUGGGCACCAACGCCUGGAUCUACAGGAUCGUCUUCAACCCUGCCUCCCAACAGGCUCGCCAGGCAGCCUGCGACAUCAUCUACACUUUUGCCCAGCAACAAGAGGAACGGUACCAGCAGGUGUUGGAUCUCUUAACAAGGUUUCUGUGUGAACUGGGACCUAUGGGAGAGAACGGGACUGAGUUUAUGGCCUUGUACAAGAAGCUGUCUGCUCCUAAGGAAUGGAAGAAGUACCUCGCCAUCAAGGGCCUCCUACCCCACCUGGGCCAUCUCAUCACCAAGGAGGUUGAACAACUCACGCUGCACGAGGAGAAACAAAAGGGCUCUGACUUAACCAAGGGUUGUGCUCUCAAGAUGCUGACAGAGCUGCUUGCAUCUCUGGUGGAUGUAGAAGUCAUCAAACAACAGUACAAGAAGCGGCUAGUCGGGGUCCUGCUCCACGGUUACCUCUGUCUGCGCAGGCUGCUGGUGCAGAGGACUAAGUUCAUCGAUGAGACUCAAGAGAUGCUACUGGAACUGCUGGAGGACAUCUCAACUGGAAACGAAGCUGAGACGAGAUCGUUCAUGGCAGUGUGUGUGGAAACCCUACAGAAGUACCCUCUGUCUGACCUGGUCACUCCUGUCUUCAUCUUUGAACGUCUCUGCAACAUCAUCUUUCCUGAGGAACAAGAGGCCACUGAAUUUUUCAUGACUCUUGACAAAGACCCUCAGCAGGAAGACUUCCUCCAAGGUCGGAUGCAGGGAAACCCCUACAGCUCCAACGAGCCAGGGCUGGGACCCCUCAUGAGAGAUGUCAAGAACAAGAUCUGCCAAGACUGUGAACUUGUUGCCUUACUUGAGGAUGACAGUGGUAUGGAGCUACUGGUGAACAAUAAGAUUGUCAGCCUGGACCUGCUUGUACAAGAUGUCUACAGGAAGAUAUGGUGUCCAGAGCAUGAGGGUGAAGCCAUGAGAGUUGUGUACAGGAUGAGAGGACUGCUUGGGGAUGCUACAGAAGAAUUUGUGGAAACUUUAGAGAAUACUGCAGAUACGGAGGUGGAUAAUGAGGAAACCUACAAGCUGGCCUCGGUGCUGAGUGAGUGUGGAGGUCUGCAGGCCAUGUUACAGCGCCUGUCCUCCAUCACAGACCUGGUCCGUGGAGGAGACCUGCUGCAGGUCCUUCUGAAGUUGUUCAGCUACUGUGUGAAGCUGAAGGUGAACAGACAGGCCCUGAUCCAGCCCAGUCUCAACACUCUGCCCAUCAUGCUGGGGACUCUCAACCUGGUCCUGCAGGGUGAGCCUGAUGGUGGGGUGGGUGGAGCGGGGUCUCUAGCCCAACAACUGCUGUCAAUCAUGGAGAUGGUUCUUCAAGAAGCCAACCUGGCAGCUGACAGCACAGGCAACAAGACCAACGUUCUGGCCUCAGUGGAAAGGUCUCAGCUCAUCCUCCUCCUGGAGAGCAUCAACCGGCCGUUUGUGCGAGCCCAGGCCAACGUGCUGCAGGCCCUCAUGAGGCUGGUGCCGUUUGUGGCAUUCGGAGCCGAGGAGAAGAUGACAGCUCUCAUGGAGCACUUCAAGCCGUACCUUGCCUUUGAGAGGUUUGACCAGGAUCACACAGCUGAUGAUGAGACUCAUCUGGACUGUUUCUGUCAGAUCAUGAAUGCCAUUGAAAAGAGUCCCAAUGGUGAGCGGCUGAAGGACCUCAUGAUCAAACAUGGUGUGGUCAAACUGGCUAUAGACUACAUCACAGGACAUGCUCCAUCAUCAGCAAAUCUUGACUCUGAUUCGUGGAAAGAGUUCAUUGCCAGACCGGCCCUUCCAUUCAUCCUGCGCAUGCUGACAGGUUUGAGCCAGGGACACCCCCAGACUCAGCUGCUGGUUGGAGAUGCCUGUAUCCUGGUGUUCCAUUGUCUGGAGCAGGUUUCCAGCAAGGAGAGGGUUGGAUCUUUGGCCGAAAAUCUCAUGGAGGCGUUACGGGAAAAUGAGCAAGUUGCCAGCCAGAUUGAAGAUGCUCGUCGCCAGACUCGUGCAGAGAAGAAGAAGAUGGCCAUGGCCAUGAGACAGAAACAGCUGGGUGUCCUUGGAAUGACGACAAAUGAGCAGGGUAAAAUUGUGGCCAAGUCUGGAGUACUGAAACAGAUGGAGGAGCUGAUAGAUGAAGCAGGACUCAUCUGUUGUAUAUGUCGAGAAGGGUACAAGUUCCAGCCUAACAAGGUGUUGGGCAUCUACACUUUCACCAAACGUGCUACUCUGGAAGAGUUUGAAAACAAGCCUCGCAAGAUGCAGGGGUACUCCACAGUCACACACUUCAACAUCGUCCACUACGACUGUCACAUGGCGGCUGUACGCCAUGCACGCGGGCGGGAGGAGUGGGAGAGUGCAGCGCUGCAGAACGCCAACACCAAGUGUAACGGCCUGCUUCCUGCCUGGGGCCCUCAGGUACCCGAGUCAGCCUUUGCCAGCUGUCUGGCUAGGCACAACACCUAUCUCCAAGAGUGCACAGGGAUCCGGGAGCCCACCUACCAGCUCAACAUCCAUGACCUGAAACUGCUGCUGCUCAGAUUUGCCCAGGAAAUGUCCUUCAGCGAGGAGAGUGGAGGGGGAGGGCGUGAGAGUAACAUACGGAUUGUUCCCUAUAUGAUGCACAAUUGCCUCUAUGUCAUCAACACAACAAGGGCUGUGCCCAGAGAGGAGAAGACAAUCAACACUUUCCUGCAGGCCACUCCAGAUAAGUGGGUGGCACUAAGUUAUGAGGUUGAUGGUCCCCUGUACCUGACACUCCUGGCCCUGCUGAUCCUGUCUCCAGAGCGGUGGAAGGAAGUCCGUCUGCAGUUCCUCAGCAUGCUGAUUGUUCUAGCUCAAGCCAGACACCUGGCACCAGGGGGAACCAGCAGACUGCCCAGUGUAGAAGUGCAGAGCUUUGCUGUGUACAAGCCUGUCCUGAUGUACUUUGGACUGAUUGACUGUCUCUACAACAUGCUGCAGAAGGUGGAGGUGGCCCAACCUGAGGAUUGGUCCAAAGCUUUAGCUGCUUAUGUCCGCUCCAAUGACCAACAUGUUCUAGAGGCAGCAGACAAGCUGUUGGAGAAAUACCUGGAGCAGAUGUUACCUGCUGAGUCUGUUAUGGAGUAUCUAGAUGUAGUUGGCUUGCUGGGAGAGGUACAGAGUACAGACACGUUUGUCAGCAGCAUCUUGGCUUCAGUCAACCAAUGAACCAGUACUAUACCGCUGAUGCCAAGCAAUGAAAUGAGAGAGGACCGAGUAUACAAUGUACAUGUAGUUGCAGCUUAGUUUCAUUAGUGUAAUACUUCAAAACCAACAACUGUCAGUCCAUCAAGCAAACUGGAUUUUAUGUACUUUAAGUUAUAAAGCAGUGGCAGUGAUAGGAGAGUGGUUUCGCUAGCAGCAAUGAGUUUGAUUCCUGACAAGAUGUUGUGUCCUGUCUGCACAUGCAGGUGUACAAUGUACAUGUGUAAUCUGACUUCAGUUAUUAUGAUGCCUGUGGUGGAAGUACAAUGUAUAGAGAUGGGCUCAGCCUUGCAAAACACAUUCUACACGUAGUAACAAUUACAUAAAUGCCUAUGGUCUCAAAAAGAUAAUAUAAAUAAAAGGAUGGAUCAGCCAUGCUGAAGUUGUGAUAAACCAGUAGAAAUCUUCUGGGGAGUCAUGGUGAUUUGAAAUGCUAAGGAAAACCUGCACUUAUAAUAAGCAAGUAUAUACAAGACUAGUACAUGUAGACACACUGAGUGACCCCAUAGUACAGUUAUAGCUUGACCGAAUGUCAUACAUGCACUGUUUAGAUCUGGAACAUAAAGUCUUGUCAAUAGGAAUCAUUACACAGAGCGUACAAGAAUAAUAAUAAUUACAUACCAAUAGUGAUACACCUAAGUCCAUUGACAAGUGCAUCAUUGUCGAUACAUGUACCUUGAACACGUGUACAGUGUAUGUUAGAAUUCCUCUUCCUAGUACACUAUGAUUGUACUGUUAACGGGAUAUACAUCGUAUUGUCUGCUCUUUAAUACAAUAUAACUCCAGAAUAUUGGGCAUGCCAUUAUCCAUCAUACAUGAUCUUGAUCUUGAAGGUGACAGAAAUCUUGAACAUGUAAGUUUGGGAUUAUACAGAUGUACCAGGGUGAUACAUCUGCAGAUUAAGUUGUUAAGGUACACCAAAAUGACUGCAUUAAAUAUGUUCAAGCACUA